GCACCUGCUUUAGGUAGAUUACGGUGCUGGCGAAUCCUCUCCUCACCCUCACGUUGCCCGUGUGUAAAACUCAGACCCUGAGAUUAAAGACUGCUUCUUUUGGUGAGUGUGUGUGUGAGUGUGUGUGUGUGUGUGUGUGUGUGUGUGUGUGUGUGUGUGUGUGUGUGUGUGUGUGUUUGAGUGUGUGUGUGUGCGCGCGCGUGUGUGCGCUUGUGUGUGUGUGUGUGUGUGUGUGUGUGUGUGUGUGUGUGUGUGUGUGUGCGCGCGCGUGCGCGUGUGUGCGUGUGUGUGUGUAUCUGUGUCGGUGUCUGUCUGUGUGGAUGCAAUGGGAAGCAGCUCAUAAUCGUGGAGCUUUUCGCUUGAGUAAUUAAAGGAGCGUGGUGAAGAGGAGGGACUGUGGAGCAAGAGACCGUCUCCCAAGCAAAGAGAGAGAGAGAGAGAGAGAGAGAGAGAGAGAGAGAGAGAGAGUGAGGGGGGGGGGGAGAGAGAGAGAGAGAGAGAGCAGAUCUCUUUAAAAAACAAUGCAAUCCAAUCGUCCCAGGAGCAUGCUGCAAAUAGUGGAAAGAAAAUAUAUAAUAUAGGAAGAAAAUUGCAUCACACAUAACCCAGCACAAACAGAAAGAGAGACACCGCCACACACUCUACUGGAGGCUACUUUUAAAAGAGGGAAUCUUUGGAUUCCUCAACAUUUUCCCAUUGAUUUCUGAAGUCCUCAUGAUUCUGUGGCAUUGAAAAGGAGAGACAGAGAGAACCCAGCCCGCAGGUUUCACGCAGGUUUUAAGCCAUGAUGGUGGAGUCUGCAUCAGAGGCAAUACGAAGCACUUCAGCCAAUCAGAAUGGAGUUAGUAGUUUAAGUAGCCAGUCGGAUGGUGGAGGACGAGAAGGUAGUUCGAAUGGGGAUGCAAAUGGUGAAGUGAGUCCUGUGGACCUGUUGCAUUUGCAACAGCAGCAAGUUCAGGCCCUUCAAGCAGCGAGACAGCUUUUGCUUCAUCAGGCAACGGGCCUCAACUCUCCGACUACGAAUGAGAAGCAGCAGCAAACAGUUCAGGUGCCCGUAUCAGUCGCCAUGAUGAACCCGCAGGUGAUCACCCCGCAGCAGAUGCAGCAGAUCCUGUCCCCUCCCCAGCUGCAAGCCCUAUUGCAACAGCAGCAGGCCGUCAUGUUACAGCAGCUUCAGGAGUAUUACAAGAAGCAACAGGAACAAUUGCAUCUACAGCUGCUAACUCAACAGCAGCAACAGCAGCAACAGCAGCACCAACAACAGCAACAACAGCAGCAGCAAACUGUCAAGCAACCAAAAGAGCCGCUGGGAAGCAAACAGCUUGCCUUCCAGCAGCAGAUUCUUCAAAUGCAACAGCUUCAGCAGCAGCAUCUCCUGAACCUUCAACGGCAGGGCCUCGUGACACUGCAGCCUGGGCAGCCCACUGUCCCCCUACAGACCCUGGCACAAGCAAUGUGUCCAGCAGACUUCCAACAACUGUGGAAAGAAAUGACUGGUGUACAAAGCAUGGAGGACACGCCGAAGAGUGAAAGUCUCGACCUCUCAACCAACAGCUCUACGUCUAGCUCCUUCCUAGCCCCAAAGAUCUCACCAUCAAUACCCCACCAUUCCUUGCUGAAUGGGCAAAGUUCCAUCCACACUCCAAAGAGAGAAAGCUUGUCACAUGAAGAAGCCCCUGGUGUUCACCCUUUGUUUGGGCAUGGAGAAUGCAAGUGGCCCGGCUGUGAAGCUCUCUGCGAUGAUAUGGGACAAUUUCUAAAGCACCUCAACAAUGAACAUGCUCUUGAUGAUCGCAGUACAGCCCAGUGUCGAGUUCAGAUGCAGGUUGUCCAGCAACUUGAAAUUCAGCUGUCUAAGGAGACGGAACGUCUUCAAGCCAUGAUGGCUCACCUGCACAUGAGGCCAUCUGACCCAAAGCCUUUUGCCCAGCCUCUGAAUCUGGUCUCAAAUGUCACGCUUUCCAAGAGUACGUCAGACAUUUUCCCGGAAAGUUUACCUCACACGCCAACCUCAGCUGCCACGCCAAUCACCCCCAUAAGGCAAGGGCCCUCGGUAAUCAGCUCACCAAGUUUACACAAUAUGGGAGCCAUUAGACGGCGGCAUUCUGAUAAGUACUGCAUGCCGAUAUCUUCAGAGCUUGCCCAGAAUCAUGAAUUUUACAAGAAUGCUGAUGUUCGGCCACCCUUUACAUAUGCGUCCCUCAUCAGACAGGCAAUCUUGGAAGCUCCAGACAGACAGUUGACACUCAAUGAAAUUUAUAAUUGGUUUACAAGAAUGUUUGCAUACUUCCGGAGAAACACAGCCACGUGGAAGAAUGCUGUGCGUCACAACCUCAGUCUUCACAAGUGUUUUGUACGAGUGGAGAACGUAAAAGGGGCGGUCUGGACGGUUGAUGAACUAGAGUACCAAAAGAGAAGGCCACCAAAGAUGACUGGAAGUCCAACCUUAGUUAAGAAUGUGAUUACAGGACUUGGAUAUGGUGGAGCACUUAACUCAAGCUACCAGGCAGCUUUGGCUGAAAGCAACAUGCAGCUGCUCAACAGCCCGACCUUAAUGAACACAUCAGCUAGCGGCCUGAUGCACGUGGGUCACGAUGAUGUCAGCAGCACUGUGGAGCAAGUGAACAGCAAUGGAAGCAGCAGUCCAGGGCUCUCCCCUCAACAGCACGGACACCAAGUGCACAUCAAGGAAGAGCCGGCAGAGCUGGAGGAGGACGACCCGCCUGUCUCUCUCAUCGCAGCAGCCAAUGUGAAUUCAGAAAUGCAGGAAGCUAGAGAGAUGGAGGAGGAGCUAACAACAGAAGAAUUGGAAUAGAACGGAACUCGAGCACUUCAAGUCAUUAAAAAAAAGAUAAAAACGAAACAGGGUCAGACCUCUCACCUGCACAUCCACCCAACAACAACUCCUGGUCCUGACUCAUCUGGACUGAGGGAUGAAGCUAAGGAUCCAGCUCCUCAAUGCCAACAUAUACUCAAAGUCUCCAACAGCAAUUCUGAUUGUCCUCUAAUAAUGGAGCUAUGGAACACAAACCAAUUUGUUGGGUGUAGAUUGAACGGCUCCAAAUUUUUGAAGUGAAGCUGAUGACUAUUAUUUUCUUCCUUUUCUUCCCAAAUGUUUUGCCGCUAAUACAGAGAUGGCUACUAGUCUUCUGAACUGGCAGGUAGUCACCACAGGCCUGUGAUGUGAAUAAUGUUGCUUAUUCAUCAUUAGGGCCAAAAAAAAACAGACAUUUUCAACCUGCUUUAAAGGUACCUCAAUUUGAAUAUUUUCUAUUCAAUGCUGUAGAUAGCUCAACAGGCACAUUGUAUUUAUGCAGAGGGUAACUGCAGAACUGUUUGUGGGAUAUCUGAACCCACUCAAUUGAGUUAACAUCUGAGGAGAUCCAAAUGAACGAUCCACCCAGGACAGCGUUAAUGUCUUUAAACUUCCACUGCUAUUUUAGCUUUUGUGUUUAUAUCGGGUCAGGGUAAUAGGGUGGGGCGGGAGGGUGGUGAGCAACAAUGUGUCUUGGAAGGGGAGGGCAGAGAAAAUGAUGAACCCUUUAAAACUUUCCUACUUAAACGUUAUGUUGUAAAUGAUUGAAGAUCAGAUUCUGUUGACGGAGACCUAAUCAAAGGUACAACUGCAGAGAAAAUGCUUAGAGAACCAAGUGGACAAGGGAUGACUUCAUUUUUCCAGGCACAAGGUUCUAAAACUGAACUCUUUUUUUCUAUAUAUCAAACCCAUGAAGGUUUAAGGGCAGUAUAUAAAUCUACUUAAGUAUUCAAAACUUUGAAUGGAAGGGAAAAUAUGUCUUCUGUUGGUUCUGUCUGAGCUUUGUCGUCAUUCCUCCCACUCAAACAGACUGAUACUUUUCUUUGUACCAGAGGGUCCAGGAUUAUUGGUAUUUGAGCCCACUGAUAAACUCAUGCAAAACAAAUGGACAACUGAAUUAAUGCUAGAGGGCAGACUGGACAUGUGGACUUACAAAGAGCAGGCGAAGAAAGCAGAAGGGAGGACUGGUAGAAGGACUCAGUAAGGGAAAGAAAGGGAAGGGAGAGAAAGGAUAGGCAGGAGUAGAUAUGACAGAGGGUGGGGUUGAUGGAACAUAUUUGGAAAGACUAAUUAGGAGGGUGGGAGGGAAAAGAUGCUUAUUGAUAAUUUUUCAACCAACCUCAACAAAAUCACAGGUAAUGCUACUUUGAAAAGAUCUUGAUGAACCAAAUUUCCCAAAUAAUGAUUAUAAUAUCACCCAGUUGUAGCUUUUGCUCAUUCAUUUCCUUGUACCGAAAUCAGCAUUUAUUACUUAAUUAAUGCAAAUGCACCGAGCAAUUUCUAUCACCAAACAGAAAUAUGACAUAUUUGCAGUAUUUCUCCGUGGCAUGAUGCAGAUUGGGCAAUGCAAAAAUUAUGUUUUCUACAAGGACAGGUCACAAGUGAGAACAGGUGAAUCAUCAGGAAACCUACAAUUCUUCCCAUUGACAUAAUCAACAUAGAUUUUACAGGUUAUUUUUCCUCAGUCAGUAAUAUGCCAAGGCAAGAAAGAAGACACAACAGUGGUGGGAUGGGGAGAGUCAUGUUACCCGGAGCAGAGUGAUAGAUGUGGGGGUAAGGACUGUAAACAGGAUGGAACAUUACUACCUAGUUUCUUCCAAUGGAAAAUAAUGAAAGAAGUCGCACAAAGCUAACCCUUUUUACAAAACAAUAUCAGGAAUGCAUCUACUUGUUCAGAAAGUGGACCUUUGCAUUCAUGUUUCUGGGUUGUUGGAAUGCUUGUGUAACUAAUUCCUAGAACGGAAUGCUAGGUUAAAGGUGGAUGAGCCAAUGCUCCAGACCAGGCAGCACUUGAUUCUUCAUUUAGAUUAGUGUGACUGACUGGCAUUGUUGUGAAGUUUAUGACCAACAGGACGUGUCAAAGCCAGGGUAAUCCAGAUCAGCCAGAAUGGAAUAUGUGUCUAAUUCCUGGGCUUCACCACAAAUUCCACGUGGUUGAUGCUCAGAAUGGAAGCCAUCUCACUCUCCUCCCAACCAUCUCAACUGCAAGUAUUUGGCAUCUCACCACGGGACUCUGCCAGAAAUGGUACUAAGACCAUAAGAUAAAGGGGCAGAAUUAGAUCAUUUAGCCCAUCACAUCUGCUCCUCCAUUCCAUCAUGGCUGAUUUAUCUUUCCUCUCAACCCCAUUCCCCUGCCUUCCCCCUGUAAUCUUUGGCGCACUUACUAAUCAAAAACCCACCAAACUCCACCUUACGUAUACCUAAUAACUCAGCCUUCACAGCCAUCUGUGGCAAUGAAUUCCACAGAUUCACCACCCUUUGGCUAAAAAGAAAUCUUUGUUCUAAAGGAACAUCCAUCUAUCUGAGACUGUAUGCUUUGGUCCUAGGCUCCCCACUAUUGGAAAUGCCCACUCUGUGUAGGCCUAAGCAUUGUUUUCUCUCUAAGUGAAGUAGUGGAAAGCAGGAUUUCGGUAAGCAGGAUUCUUCACAUAGAAAUUCGAAAGAGCCAAAUGCAACUGAAGCCCAGACUUGCGUUGAUUUGUUUCUCUGACCAAGCACGAUGUUUGAAAGCAGUAUCACUGCACACUGCGAACGAGAAGUACAAUUCCAUAGGAUGAUCUUAAAGAGUUCCUGAGAAGGGUCUGUGAGCAUGAAGCGACUGAGAUUCCAGCACAUGGUGAAAAGUUAUAGUACAGCUACUGUGAUAUACCGAAUAUUCACAAACAGAAAAUCCAGCAUGUCACUCUGUGUCUUAUUCCAUGUACAGAAGAAGCUAGAGGGAUGGGAGGGAGAAAGUAUUGGUAGAAAUAGGGGAUGGCAUGGUAGCAUAGUGCUUAGCACAACACUUUACAUUACAGGCAACCUGGGUUCAAUUCCCACUGCUGCCUGUAAGGAGUUUAUACAUUACCCCCUUCCCCCCAUGACUGUGUCGACUUCUUCAGGGUGCUUCACUUUCCUCCCACAUUUCCAAAAAUGUGCUGGUUAAUAGCUUAAUUGGUCAUUGUAAAUUGUCCCAUGAUUAGGUUAAGGUUAAAUCAGGGGUUGCUGGGUGGUACGGCUUAAAGGGUCAGGCGGGCAGGAAAAAAAAGCUUCAAUUAAAUACCACCUCAGAAUAUUCCCAAAGUGAUUUACAACCAAUGAAGUAGCUUUUGAAUUUUUUUGAAUUUUAGCCACUAGUGUAAUAUAAGAAUCAUGGCAGUAACUUUAAUGCACCAAACUGAAAAUUGAGUUUCUGCUGGUGAGCGGGUGAUCUGUUUCAGUGAUGUAGUUGAGGGAAUGCAGGGGAGUCAAUGGUCUUGAGUGAACUGAUUUACACAAGAUAUGAUAUUGUCAAGUUACCACUUAACUGAGUUACUAUCUGGUCACUGCUCAAAGUGAAAUUCUAAAUAUCCUUAUUUUAAAAAUGGAUCUAAUGCUAUUACACUUGUGUAACAGAAGAACCUUUGCUACCCUAUCUCCAAAUAUUUGAAUUGAUCAAUUGGUCUAUUGACUCAAUCUCCUGGUCAACCAAUAGUAUGCGAACAAAAAGUUACCUCAGCUUUAUUCUGUUCAGCUGGUUCUGCCAAUAAGAUCCUGGUGUCCGGUUCUCACAUCACUCAAACAUCUUUCUAUGAAUACAGUGAGGAAGAAGCUUGUUGACCGUACAGAGCUGAUUACUGUUCUGCAUAUGAGUUGAUAACACAGCCUUCCAUUGCCCCCAUUAAGUAUCAAAGUUAGAUGUAGAAAGGUUGAAAAGGAGUUUUAUGUUUACUGUUGUGCAAAGUUCUCCAGGCCCCUUGUUGAAAGAAUGGAACGAGACAGAUUGGAACAGGGCCGACAACAUAUUUAACAUUCUGCUAUGCCUUGGGUGUCCUAUGAACCUAUUUUACUUCAGUAAUGAAGGUCCACCAAGGUGGAACUUUUCCUAGACUCUUAAUUUGUUCUUCUGUCUUCUAACUGUCAGAUAAUUUACACCACUGACACGAAAAGAUCCUGGAACUCUGAUUUAUCUAGCAGAAGAGGAGGUAGAGCUAAGAACAGCCUUUUUCCAAUUCUACAAGCUCCACAAAGUCAAAGGGAAUGGGAGAAAUGAACAGAAGCAGAUUUAAGCUAUAAGGAAUUAAGGGCCAGACUGCAAGGGCACAAGACUAUUUUGUGACCCAGAAGCGAGCAACUGGAGAUUCCCCAGUUGCAUGGCAUCCAAUAAAACUCUGGAUAUACAAGUUAUAAAUCUUGGGCUUUCUUUACCUUCAGAUGGAGGCAGUUAAAGAUUAAUUGUUUCCAUGACAUUUUGAAACAAGGAGGGAAAAAUUGAAAUAUUAUGAGGCAUUAGAGUUUCCACGACAACACCAUUAGCAUUGCUGAGUAAAAAAGGUCAUUUAUAUCAUAGAAAGUGGAAUCAUGAAUAAUGUAAUGACCACUAAUUAAUUAUCAAUCCUGAUAUAUUGCACAUCACAAACCAUCAUAAUCCUGGAACACAUAAAAGAUUAUAACCACUGUAUCAUACAUGUCAAAAUAUCCUUAUUUCUUUCUGUGUUAUAAUUAACUUUAUUUAAAAGAGUGUAUCAUUUUCAGAAAUCCUGGAAGUCUGCAGAAAUUGUAUUCCUGGCUCAUGGUCUCUUGUUUGGGGUGUCUCGGAUUCUCUUUGCUUUGCUUUUUCCCAAAAUAUCCAGAGGAUUUAAAUCUAAUUGAUAGAUAGGAAAUUCAUCAGCUUAAAUGGACCACUUAUUGUAGCUGUCCAAGGUCAGUUCCUAGAUGGACUUGACUGAUGAAUCCAUAGUUUUGUGGUUGAAGUGGAUUGGCAGAGACCAGCAGAAAAUGGGAGAGUAGCUGGGAGUUAGAAUCACUGGAAUGGUUUUCGAUCGAGAAUUUUAUUGUUGAUUCUCGGGACUUACACCUGUCAUGAGUACAGUACAGGGAAGUGACAAAAUCUUCAAGCAUUUAACAGAUCUCACACUCAGCACAAGGUGGAGUACGGGAGUUGUUUCUAUUAGUGCCAGUCUUGAAUGAGGGAGUCAAAAUUACAAGAUAAGAAGGCAGUUAUUCGUCGUCACUUUGCGUUGUAAAUCUGUGCAAUUCUCCAUCUUGGAGCUUUGUAGAUGCUAAGUUACUGGAGGUAUUUGAAGAGGAGGCAGGGAAAUUUUGAAAAAGUCAGAGAAUUUGGGCAUCGACUCAGGAGAUGAGUUUGGGCCUGGGGGAGAACAGCAGUGAUCAUAUUGAAUGGAAGAGUGGGCCAAAUGGCCUACACUUGAUCCAAUUUUCUUGCAGCGUUUGACCUUCUACAUCUUAAUGGGAUCGUAGAAUGUUCUCUAACAUUGCAAUAUAGGAACAGGUGUAAUCACUCAGCCUCAUGAAGUUGUUGAACCUUUCAAGGAAUUGUCCUCUUAAAAGAAAGAAGCCAUUUCAUAGGUUGGGAGUGAAAUAAUUAUCAAGGAGGCAUGGGGGCCAAUUUUAGUUUAGCACAUACUGUAAUGCAAAGCAAUCAAUGUCUGAGAGAAAAGCUUGGGUUAAACUCACGCCCAGAUUCUCAUUAAAAAUCAGGGCUCAAAAUUAAUCCCUCACCAGUGGUCCAAGAGGCAUCAUCAUCUAUCUGGUGCUUGAUAAUAAUUUACAAUGCAGUUGUGGUAUAGAAAUGAGGCACUCAGCACAAUGGGUCCAUGCCAGUAUUUGCAGAAUUCCACCUAAUGGAUUAAAUCCAAGGUGGCAUAUAUAACAAGCAUCCAAAUCAAUGCCACAUGUUUUGUACCACCGGCAAAAGCAAAUUUCUUCCCCAUGGAUUUCCAUCCUUUCCCAUCUGGCAUGCAGGUGAAGGGUCAGACCACCGUCUCUAUUUUACCUGCCUGAUCUUGAGCUUGAUUGAAAUUUGUGCUAAGUAAAAUCGGAGAGGGGUAAACAGACAAUUGAUUCAAAUUCAUCAGUUUAUGGCUAUAAAGGGUGGAUUAAACUUACACCUAAUCUCCAGCUCUAAUUCAAAAUUUAAAAAUUUUGAAAUUGUAAAUUCUAAUAAUUCCCCAUUUUGCAUUUUUACUUUAUAAUUCACCAAAGAUAACAAUGUUAUUUAAAAUUUUAUAAGGUCCUCUCGUGAACAUGAUGUUCACCAAAGAAUUGUUAACAGAUAGAUGCCUCAGGAAAACUCAAACUGUGGUUAAUGCCACAUCUCCAUUUAAAGUGUAACCUCAAAAAUAUGAGGAGAAAGAUAGGGUGAAUGUAAACCUUAAUGUAACAACAUGAGUCGAAAACUUCCACACGCCACCUCUUAUAUAAUACUGAUAUGUAAUGCUAAUGCUGAUCUGUGAGAAGAACCCUAACUUCAACUGAAGUAAAAAUUGACAACUUUCUUCAUCUUAUUUCAAAACUAACAACAUUUUGAAACUUGGUCCAAAAUAAUCUCUAAAUUGGAGUCAUUUAUAAAAUAUUCAAAAAUAGUAUUUCUGUUUCUGUUCUGGACUGAGACUUAGUUAAAAUAUUUCUUUAUUUGCCUUUGACUGAUUUGUUUGCAUUUUAUUUCUAAUUGCCUUAUUUUGAAGGAAGUUUGAACUUAAACUGUAUUAAUACAGAGGGAGCAUGUUAAGAGAGGGUAGCAGUUUCAGCCAGCACAAAUUUCCAAAGAUUGGAAUAUUACGUGCAUGGAAAGAUGGAAAAGGAUAAUUUUCUCUAAGUAUUUCAAUGCUUAAUAAGACUAAUGGCUAAUGCAACAACCCCCCACUCCGUCUGUAAAGCACUUAGUCACCGCCAAGAUUGUUGUCCAUUAAAUAUAUAACAGGAGAAAGUUUCCAAUUCUACUAUAUUCAAUAAGAUUGUCUAUCCAUUUGGCAAUUGGCUGGCCAGCAAAUAUUUGCUCCAAUUUAUUCUAAUUGUUUACUGUUAGAGGCACAUCAGGAUAUAAAGGGUAAAAAUGAAAUUGACUUUUGACAAAAACACAAAUGGGCAAUAGUGAAUCUACAGUUAAUUUUUCACCACAGCUUAUUCUCUGCCAUUGACUUCAAUAGACAUCAUAUACAUGAAGGUGCCAAUUUAUUUAUGAUGACUACUUAAUUUUGCCAAAGGCAAUUUCACCCCUUUUCCAUCUUUUAAGAAUAGCCACUUUCAAGAUUAUCAAUCACUAAAUGUUUGACAGAGCUUGGAUUCAAAACCACUGGAGGAAAAAUUAGUUUUUAAAAAUACUGCCAAAUAAUCUCAGCCACAGCCCUUUUUAUUUAAAAACUAUUGGAAACAAACUUCACUAUAAAAAGUUGUAAUUUGCAUCACAGCUGAAUGGCCUGCUGGUCAAUCAAGGAAUUUUGAUAACUAGAUAAGGGCAUGAUUCACUAGAAAUUAAUAUAUUGGACCAAAGCAAUAAUGGCACAAUUUUUCACAGGAAGAACAACUUUCCCUAGUUCUUAUCCCCCUAGCAUGUGUGUUUCUUUCAGUGUAUUUCUUAUGUUUAUUUUUAUUUAUGUGUGUGACUGGGACUUUUGAAUAUAAACUGAAGAGCGGCGAAGUUUUCAUUACUCACAGUGCGCAAUUUUUCAUUGUAAUUUUUAUGAGGCUUUUAUUACCUUGGGAACAAAAUUAACCUGUUGGUUAGUUCUUGAAACUAUUGGUCUGCUUAUCUUUUUAAACAUUGCCAAACUGGAAAAGUGGAGAAGUCAGUCCACAAGUAGGUAAUUGAUGAUUUCAAUAAUGGAUCAAAAGUAGUUUCAUUAACGUUGAAUGACCAAAUCACAAAAUAAUUAACUUACAUGUGAGAAUAAAUUUUCAAAUUGCCCCUAUCUUCAGAGGCAGUUACCUGGGGUCAAUAAUGUGAUAUGACUAAUGUGACCAACCUGGAAACUGCAGACUCUCCCACAAAUGGGAUAGGAAUUGGUCCAAUGUGUGGACGAGUAGGUAGAUCAUGAUGAGUGUGCCAUCAUUCAUAUGACUGACUUUGCCAAUCCAUGACUUACUGCCCAGUUUGCAUUUCAAUCCAUUAACAGCCAGCCUAUUUAUAAUGCAAACUGGGAGGUUAAAAUACCUAUUGUAUUCAGUCUUCACUGGACAAGGCUCUUUGUUCUUGUCAUUCUAAUAUAAUGGAAACCAACUAUGUUUAUAUCCCGGGAAGUGGACCAUUCAGUUACCAUAUUCAUGCUGACUCCUCAACUGGAUCUACUUACCUGAAUUCUAUUUCUAACUUUUCUAACUUUCUUCUCUUCUAUUUCUAACUUACUUCCUUUUAAAAUUCUGUACUUAUCUAAAUGUUUCAGUGUCUGCAUCAAUCACUCUUUGUUGUGAACCACUCCCUGUUCUUUGGCAAGGUCUUUCUGUAAAGAAAACAUUUCUUUGCUUCUCCCUUGACCCAGUCCAAUCAUGGCACUGAUUCUCUGACUGCUACGUUCUCUACCAAGACACUGUAAAACUUUGAAAGUACCUCCACCAUUGCUUUCUUGGUUGUCUAUUACAGCACAGUUCAGGCCAAGAUGUUGUGCUAACCUUUCAACCUACCUAAGAUCAAUCUAACCCUUGCCUCCUACAUAGCCCUCCAUUUUUCCAGCAGCACUUGCCUAUCUAAGAGUUUCUUAAAUACCCCUAAUGGCAUCUACCGCCACCCUGGCAGGGCAUUCCACACACCCAACACUUGACCACCAGACUAGCUCAAAUCAAGAAUGCAGUGCAGCCCUAUCCAGAUCACUUUGACUAUACUCUGAAAGAAACACUGCGAAUCUGUAUACUACUACCUCCUUGCAAUCUGUGGCUAGAAAUCAGGACAUCCACUUUCGCUGCAGUUAGGAAUAAAAUUUAGUAUGGAAAAAACUUGUAUUUAAAUAUUUCUUAUAAUAAUAACCUGGAUCUCACAAGUACUUAGGAAUUAAGACCAAAAAUCCAAAGAACCAACAGAAUUUAUUUAGAAGCAAACGAAUGUUUUGAAAGCACCAAAUACAAGGAAUUCUCAAGGAUCAGGAAUUCUCUGUUGCAUCACGAUGCUCCGUGUGUUACUAAAGAUUUUUUUGAUCUUAAGUGGUCAAGAAUAUUAGCUUUAACAUGUGAAUUUCCAAAAAAAAAACUGAAAGUAGAAUGGUUUAGCACAGGGUUUUAUUUAACUGGGCCUCAGCAAGAGUCUUCACCAGCCUCCUACUGUUAAAUGAACUCAUGGGUUUCUGAAGCCUUGCUUGCCAUUCCAUCACCUUAUUAUCUUAGUUCAUUUCAAAAUGACUAAUCUGCCACUUCCCUCAUUCUAAUGUUCCUCUUGGGAUUGACGAGGAAUUUUGAAUUCAACUAAUUAUUAGAUACUGAUUUGAAUUUCAAUCUUGAUUUAGCAGCAAUGUUUGACUUUGGGUACAGAGGAGGGAGAUGAUGUGAGAUCUCAGGGUGAUUGCAUUUAUGGAAAGGAUUAACAACCAGUGUAAGUAAAAGACAUGCCCUGUUGUGUAAAUAUAUGAGCCCAAGUCAGUUUUUUAAAAGAGAAGCUGGUUCCGUGUUUUUUUAAGAGAAGCUUUGCUGUUGGGCUGUUGCCCAUCCCAUGGACUUCAGCACACAGAAGAUGCAUCUAAUGCAGUGAUAUCCCAAUUCUUGUUUCCACAUUUAUGAUAAUAAUAUGUACCUAGCUGUGGAUAAUAGAUCAAAAGGUCUAUUAUAUUACUCCCAACAUGUACCUCAGCAAAUUAAAACUUUUUUUUAAUAGUAAAAACUUUUACUAAAGAGCAGGACGCACUUGCUGAUACUAAUGUAACUUGGGGGAUAAAGUAGUUCACUUUGUGUUAAGUGUUUCUGUGUGUACUCUGUGCUUAUUUAAAUUAAUUUUGACUUCCUACAGUAGCAGGCCUCGUGACACUCGUGCUUUUGGAUUUCACGGGCAGAAUCCAUGCAAGUUGUGAGUUUAAUUGCAUUCAAUUCACACAACUAUGUUUCAGCCCAGCUCUCUGCUGGAAGUGCUUCUGAACUGAAACGAGAACCUCACUCACUGCAGGAUCUGGCUUGAUUAUUCCAACAGUUUUUCUUCAGUCUUUUUCCUUUAGCUUCAAGCGUUUAUUAAUGCAGGCCCAAAAUUAUCUGCCAGGCUGCAAAGCAAGUGCACGCAAUGCAUAGAAAUUAGCACUAAGUCAGGAGUCUCAAACAGAUCCCAGAAGAAGAUCCUUUGGGGAAUUGCAUCAAUUCAUCGGUGAGGCUUUGUUCUCAAGUAGUUAGCUGUACUCCUUAUCUACCUGUGCUGUAUACACCCGAGGAAUGAACUUUGCAUUGGGAGACAUGCACUGUGUCUGACCUGUCUGAGGAGCACUUCAUGGCAGAGCACAGUAAUGGAUCAACAUUGCACUGUGGAAAUAUAUGAAGAUACAAUGUUGUGGGAGAUUUACACAGUAUCUAACCCAAGUUAUAUCUACUCUAGGAACGUUUGAUGAGACACUGUGGUGGGAUAGCUAUUCUGUAUAUAAUACUGCACUAAGUCUAGUUCUAGAACUCCGUUAUUUUCAUUCGUUCAAUACUGUUAUUGGUAUUUUUAAAUUAAUUUUUGCCACAAGUUUUGGCAACUCAAAAUGAAACAACAGACAGAACUCUAAGCCAGACCCCAUUCUCAGCAUCCCAUUGCUUGAAAGGUGGAGGUGGGUGCUGUGCGUGUAAUUGUGGGAUGGUGCACCUACCUCUGUUUGAUGAAGGUAUCUUGCCUGACAGCACAAGUGUAUGGGCAAGCAGUAACACAGUGAGCGCCACAGGCUCUGUCCCCUCCAGCAGCCCCCAGCGCACUCCUCUGCCAGAUGCUCAAAUAGAAUGGAAGCUUUGUUUUCUGUGGAAAUGGCAAAUCCCCACAAUUAAAGCAGAGUUGGGGAGCUGGGGGAUGGGACUGGGUAGAAACCAGCCUGAAUUAAUAAAUGCUUGAAGCUGCCGGUUCACAAACCUGCAAAUGAAGCAUUGGAAUUUUCAAGGUG
This is a messenger RNA of Hypanus sabinus (Atlantic stingray), 13830 nucleotides long. It is a transcript of the gene foxp4, whose product is annotated as forkhead box P4. Bases 785 to 2815 code for a protein of 676 amino acids. Gene Ontology annotation, molecular function: RNA polymerase II cis-regulatory region sequence-specific DNA binding; DNA-binding transcription repressor activity, RNA polymerase II-specific. The transcript has 17 exons. The record is from RefSeq and is a predicted model, not a curated record. Gene Ontology annotation, cellular component: nucleus. Lineage: Eukaryota; Metazoa; Chordata; Chondrichthyes; Myliobatiformes; Dasyatidae. Gene Ontology annotation, biological process: regulation of transcription by RNA polymerase II.